AUGCCGGCCUGGACCUUGCCGCACGUGGCGGGCGCUGGGGCGUCCAGCGCACACGCCCUCCGGGCCGGCACAGCCCAGCGGACGCGGGCCGGAGACGCCAGCGGGCAGCAGUCCCCGCCGCUGCCACUCUCCCCGGCUGCCUCGGGACCCCAAGCCCUCACCUGCUUCCAAACCUCCGUAGUCACCGAGCUUCUCGAGACCCGGCCUCGGAACGUCUUGGUUGAAGCCGAGCAAAGGGCUAAGCAUAGGAAGGUCAAGCAAGUACUGCUACGUGAAGAGGUUGUUCAUUGCCUGACCUCAGUCUACUAUGCCGGCAAGUCUGCUGUGAAACUAGUAACCGUUCUCUCCGUCUUUCAUGCAGGCCCAGUGACAGUAGGACAGUUCCACCGGUCACUCCGGCGAGAUAGUUUGUCUCCUUACUCCUACGUAUCAACUUCAUCCCACAACCACAGUACUUUCCCUCUGAAAGGUUUAGAUCGGACCCCGAUACCUCCAAGAACAUGGCAGAACUCCCUUGGAAUGCACCCAGGACAAGUGGAGACGUCUCCCACUUUUUCAGAUAAAGGAGUUCCGUUUCCGGUACUGCAGAGAUUUCCAACUGAGGUUACCUAUACGCUCCAGCCCAGCGCCACAUCGGUACAUGUUCAGCAAGGUCCUCAAACAAUGGUCAGCUCCUCCCAGAAAUACAGUAACUACACACCCUCAGCGCAGUACUCCCAAGCCUACUAUCCAACAGCUGUGCUCCAGUGCUGCUCCCCUUCGACCCACAUGGAUGCUCUAAGUAGUUGUGUCUCGCCCACUGCCUCUUCCUACGCACACUGCAACUACUUCCAGAAUCCUCCAAUGCAAUCCUCCUAUCCAGUUGAAUUUCUGCCUUCUAACUGGUCUUGCAGUGCUACUGAUGAAAAUAAAAAGACAGAAGUAAACCUAGAGGCUGUCUUUCAGAUAGUAGAUGAGUUGCAUUCCUCCCCUAAGUUGGAGAUGGUAAAGGUGGAGCCCGUUGAGAACCAGUGUCCCACGUCUCAGUCUAACAGAGGCCAGCACCUCCUAGCUAACUCAAACAGCAGCCACCCGUCUUCUGCAAGUCAGGCCAGCCAGCUGGAGCCACUUACUCCUGUCGGCUCAGAUAUUACGUCGUUUGUGGUCGGAACAGAACAAGCAAUUACCUGCUCUCUGCCACAGUCACCUGAGUAUAUCUAUACCAUCCACACAGCUCAGCCUGUUGAAAACACCACAGUGCAGGAGUCUGCAGCCAUCCAGCAAGCCCAUGUCAAACUGAAAGAUCAACUAAGUCAUCACACCUCUCCAUCUUCAGUAGUAUUUGUGCAAGAAGGUCUACCAUUCAGCACACACCAGGUGGAUGCCAGUAUAAAAUGCCAGACCAACCCCUCAGAAAAUAUCUUGCCUUCAGAACAGAUGGGAUUCCUUAUAUCAGAUAUGGGGUCUGCUAGCAAACCUAGUAAAGACGCAAGUUUAUCCACUCCAGCCAGAUGCAGAGAGCGAAGAAGCAACUCACAGCCAGGAAAGUCCCCUGAUCUUCAUCUGCUGGUGGACGUGGCCUGCAAGCAGGAGCACUUUCCAAAGGAGGAAGAGUUAAAAGAAUGAGGAAUGGGUGACAAAUGUGACAUUGUGCGCUAGCUGGAGCUGGAGGCAGAUAGCCUUCCUUGCACAUGACACGCUGUUGGGACUUUUUCAGUUGUGUUAAGGAAAAAAAAAAAAAGUAUUUUUCGUUUUGUUAAUUGAGAAUUUGAUCUUUUCUAGAUCUGUUCAGUUCAGAUAAUUUACCUUGAUAAACUACUAAACAUCUCCUGGCCAUGUUUUUUUGCUGCCCAGCUCUCUUUCACAUGAAAAUGCCUGGCCUUCUGUUACAGCAGGCUGCACUGUGGUCCUGGAGAAUGCGUGCUGUGUCUGGGCCGAUUCGGCAGCCUGCAGUCAGCCCGCCCCGGUGGGGAGUGCUGUCCCUCUUCCAUGUCCCCGUCGGAUCCGUUUGAAGAAAACUGUGUGCGUGACAAAGGCGUCUGAGGUCACCACGAUUGCAGGUGUCCCUGGGACGAGGGGUGCCAGGGAAGGCAUUCCGGAGAAGGACUAUAAUGUUCUCCGUGAUUAACCAGGGACGCUCUUACUCUCUAAUCCAGCAUUCUGUUUGAAGAGCAAGGCAUCCAGACUUGGGCCAUUCAUCACAUGUACCUACUACCCCUGAGCCAUCUUCCUUAGUGGAGCGUUCUUCUAUUGUCAUAGCUUUCCUUCAUUUUAAUACUGUAUAAUCAUAAAUGGUAAGAAGGGUUUUGUUAAGACA
This is a messenger RNA of Echinops telfairi (small Madagascar hedgehog), 2296 nucleotides long. RefSeq names its product heat shock transcription factor 5 (gene HSF5). The coding region runs from base 1 to 1605 and encodes 534 amino acids. The transcript is spliced from 8 exons. Lineage: Eukaryota; Metazoa; Chordata; Mammalia; Afrosoricida; Tenrecidae. The record is from RefSeq and is a predicted model, not a curated record.